UCACGUCAUGGAACUGGGAAUCUUUUUCUCCCGUCAUCAUCCCCGACCAGAGCUCCUCCGGGCGGUUUCGCGUGUAGAUUGCUCGUUUUGUCCGAUGCAAUGUCGCUCCUUAACCAGCUCUUCAAUCGUGGGAUCUUCGGCGCCAAAUGCAAGACAUGCUUGAAUCUGGCGAUCUCUCGGAUUAAAUUGCUGCAGAACAAGAGGGAUAUGCAGCUCAAGCAUAUGAAGAAGGAGAUAGCUCAGUUCUUGCAGGCUGGACAAGAACCCAUAGCUCGAAUCAGGGUGGAGCAUGUUGUUAGAGAGCUGAACUUGUGGGCUGCUUAUGAGAUAUUGGAGCUUUUCUGCGAGUUUGUACUUGCCCGUGUACCGGUUCUUGAAACACAGAAGGAAUGCCCAAGAGAGUUGAGGGAAGCAAUUUCUAGCAUCAUCUUUGCUGCUCCCAGAUGCUCAGAAGUGCCAGAUCUUCUUCAAAUCAGGAACCUGUUUGGUUCAAAAUAUGGCAAAGAGUUUAUCAUGUCUGCUUCUGAGCUCCGCCCUGAUUCGGGUGUUAAUCGAACAAUCAUUGAAAAGCUUUCUCCUAGUGCUCCAUCAGGAGAGGUAAAGCUCAAGCUUCUGAAGGAAAUUGCCCAGGAGUACAAUUUGAAUUGGGAUUCUUCUGCCACCGAAGCUGAGUUCAGGAAGAGCCAUGAAGACCUUCUGGGUGGAUCGAAGGAAAUAAGCCGUAAAGCCGCUGUUACUGAAUCUCCUCUGUCUAAAAAGAACUCAUUUAAGUCAUCGACGGCUACUACUUCGAGUGAAUCGGAAAUUCUGCCUGCAGAGACAGAACAGAGACUCAGACAGCUUCAAGCUCAAACCCCGGCAGCAUCAAAUGUGAAGAUUUCCGCUUCUGAAGAUUCUGAAAGGGACCAGACGUCAAGCGAAGUUAUGAAAAUAGCUCAAGCAGCCAUUGCCAGCGCCGAACGUGCAACUGCAUCUGCUCGAGCCGCUGCUCAACUUGUGAAUCUUUCCUAUUUGCCAUUCCCAUCCAAUACAGAAGGCAAGCCAUGAACUUUUAUCACACUCUUACCCUUUUUCUAAAGAUGUAAAAGUAUAUUUGAGAUCGUAUGUAUGAUUACGAUAAGGCAAGACGAGACAAGACACUCGUAGAUUUAGAUUAUACUUGAAAUUGUGUCUGAGUGCGUGUGUGUGUGUGUGUGAGUGAGUGAGGAUAUUCUCCUGUUUUUUUAGUCAUUUUAAUAAAUAUAAUUUGUGUUAUAAAUAAAA
Molecule: messenger RNA, 1263 nt
Organism: Tarenaya hassleriana
Lineage: Eukaryota; Viridiplantae; Streptophyta; Magnoliopsida; Brassicales; Cleomaceae
Product: IST1 homolog
Exons: 6
Coding region: 100-1047 (315 amino acids)
Biological process (GO): protein transport
Source: RefSeq, a predicted model, not a curated record